This is a messenger RNA of Hippocampus zosterae (dwarf seahorse), 912 nucleotides long. RefSeq names its product peptidylprolyl cis/trans isomerase, NIMA-interacting 1 (gene pin1). The coding region runs from base 118 to 591 and encodes 157 amino acids. Gene Ontology annotation, cellular component: cytosol; nucleus. NCBI's taxonomy places the organism in Eukaryota, Metazoa, Chordata, Actinopteri, Syngnathiformes, Syngnathidae. The transcript has 5 exons. Gene Ontology annotation, molecular function: protein binding; peptidyl-prolyl cis-trans isomerase activity. The record is from RefSeq and is a predicted model, not a curated record.
GCCGUAAAUGCCUCGGUGGUUGCCGCAAAGUGUCGUAAUCGCUUUCGCACGCGACUUGUCUCCGUUUGGAUUUGAUCUUUUGUGAGAGGAAAACCUGCGACGGGAGAGGGUGUGACAAUGGCAGACGAGGACCCUUUACCGGGGGGCUGGGAGAAGAGAAUGAGCCGCAACUCAGGCAAGGUGUAUUACUUCAACCGCGUGACCAACGCCAGCCAGUGGGAACGACCCGCUGCAGGAGAUGUCCGCGUCGAGCCAGAUAAAGUUCGCUGCUCGCACCUCUUGGUCAAGCACAACCAGUCCCGCCGGCCUUCGUCCUGGCGGGAGCAGAACAUCACGCGGUCCAAAGACGAGGCUCUCGAUCUGAUUCAGCACUACAUCGAGCGGAUCAAGUCGGAAAAGGACAAGUUUGAGAGUUUAGCCUCUCGGUUCAGCGACUGCAGUUCAGCCAAGAACGGCGGAGACUUGGGACUCUUUGGCAGAGGUCAAAUGCAGAAGCCUUUCGAAGACGCCUCUUUCGCACUCAAGAUCGACGAAAUGAGCGGCCCCGUUUUUACCGACUCUGGAGUGCACAUCAUCCUGCGCACUGGCUGACCGCGCGCACGCACACACACACACACACACACACACACGCACUAAGCUUUCUCACAAGAGUGCAAAUGCUAUCCUAAAUCCAAUCCUAAAAUAUUUUACAACAACAAAAAAUAUGCUAUGGAACAGAUUGAAGCGCAGAUGACUGAAUGUGCAUGAUACCAAACAAUAAAAGCUCAUCUUGCGCUUUCGUUUCCACCUUUGAAAAAAAGAAAAAAAAAUCCUGUAAUUUCAUUGCCCUCAUGUUAUUUUUCACGUGUGACAAAAACAGUUAAGCUUUGCCGUCCGUACGAGUCGUCAAAAUAAAAGUCCUCUCUUUUUGUG